CCCCUGUGCGUAUAUCUUUGGCCGGACCUUAUCGAGGAUUGCACGGGUUAGAAAAUGAAAGUAUUCUGCCAUGUGAAUGGACUAUCAGUGCUGUUUUGCUAGUCUAGCAGUAGCUACAGUCUUUCCUUAAUACGAUUUCGGCCACAGCGCGUUCCACUGCUCCUGUCAGAUUACACUGACGGAACCCGGAUUUGUUUUGCUAGGUAGCUAUUAGCUACAUAGCUAGCAUACACAGUCUGUGCUAAUAGUGCUAAUUUAGAAAAAAAUUGUCAAGUGAGAAUAACAUCCGGCUUUGCUUAUAUCAGAUGACUACCAGACAGUUCUUGCUCCGGUACUUAUGACUGUCCCUCUGUCACAAUGUAUCUGAGGUCAGUUUUACAAAGUAACGGAACAAGCCGCCCUGAAGUAGUUAGUUAAUGACAACAGUGAGCUAGCUAACCUGCUAGAGCUAGCUAGCCAGGUUACAGCUCACCGUAACCAUCGUCAACAUUUCAGGCAUCUCUCAGAGUAAAGAAAGGUUUCGGGCAAGCUAACUUGAAACCAUUACCUUGUCGACUGGGGAUAACAUUUCAAGCGACAAUGGCUAACGUUACAGACCUACAAGCAAAAUACAGCAAGCUGGCUCAGGAGUAUUCCAAGCUCCGGGCCCAGAAUCAGGUGCUGAAGAAGGCAGUUGUGGACGAACAGGCCAAUUCUGCCUCAUUAAAGGAACAAUUGAAGCAGAAGGACCAAAGUUUGAGGAAGCAGGAGCAGGAGAUGGACAGCCUCAGCUUCAGAAACCAACAGCUGGCCAAGAGGGUGGAGUUGCUACAGGAGGAGCUCGCUGCCAGUGAAGCCAAGGGCAGAAAGGGGAAGAGUAAAGGAGACUCACCGUCUCAACAUGGAUUGCAGACCCAGAGUGUAUUUGAUGAAGACCUACAGAAAAAGAUUGAAGAGAAUGAGCGACUUCAUAUCCAAUUCUAUGAAGCAGAUGAGCAACACAGGAGACAGGAAGCUGAGCUAAGGACGCGACUAACUGAGCUAGAGAAAGACUCCGAGCAGCACCAGGCUGUUGUGGAUGGACUCACCACUAAGUACAUGGAAACUAUAGAGAGGCUACAGAGCGACAAGGCCCGCUUAGAGAUAAAAGCACAGACGCUCGAGAGGGAGGCAAAAGACUGCAGAAUGCGGACAGAAGAAUGUCAGCAGCAGUUGAGGCGGUGCCAGUCAGAACUAAACAGACAAGUGAAACAGAGCAGCAGUGUUAUUCAGGAGAAAGUGCCCUUCAAUGACACCAAAUUUAGUGACUACAACAGCUUAAAUGUGCCACCACACAAUCGAAGGCACCAGCUUAAGGCCCGAGAUGUAGCAGGUCAGGCCCUCAGCUUCAUUCAGGAUCUAGUGGCGGCUCUGUUGAACUUCCAUACGUACACAGAACAGAGGGUGCACAUCUAUCCCCUGGAUUCCUCCAUUGAACCCAUUUCUCCUCUUAACCAGAAGUUUUCUCAGUAUCUACAUGAGAACGCAGCCUAUGUGCGCCCCCUGGAGGACAGUUUUCUGCAAUUGCACCAAAGUAUCACAGAGGAUACUGUCACAGUACUGGAGACUGUGGUCAAGCUCAAGAGCUUUGCUGAUAAUUUCUCCUCGUACACCCACUUUCUUCAAAAGAUUCUUCCCUACCAGCUGAAAAGCUUAGAAGAAGAGUGCGAGGCCCCUCUUUGUACAGCUGCCCUUACUAUGAAAAACCAUGAGCUGCAGGGGGAUAUGAAGAGAGUAACUUCUGUGUUUGAGAAGCUGCAAAACUACAUCAACCUUUUGGCCUUACCAAGUGUGCAGCAGGAUGCCCUGCCACAGAGCAGCACCUCUGCUGUUUUCACCCAGCUGGCUGCCUUUCUGCACAGUCUUCACGAUGCCAUUAAAGAGAUGUCAAAGCACUACAACCAGAAGGCUGCCUUAGAGCAGGAGCUCCCCACAGUCACCCAGAAGCUCUGUACCACCACAGAGUGCCUGGUCGGAUCUCUGAGUUCACUUACCAGCAGCACUGGCAAGAUUGCCACUUUCUUCAGCAACAACUUGGACUUCUUCACAUCAUCAGGCUAUUGUCCAAAAGGCUGCACAGUAGCCCUCAACCCCUUGCAAGCAGAGAGUAUGCUGGCCAACAAAAAGAAAGCAGCUGGUUAUAUUCAUGCGCUCAGAAAGCCCAGGCCACAGUCUGUUCCAUACAGAGACGCUCUGUCAAACCGUCGUAUUCUCACCAGCUCCACUGAGAGUAGAGAGGGCCUCACUCAGCAGCCCUCCUCCCACAAGCUCACUGUCCACUCCUCUCCUUCCCCUCUUGGCCACCUUCAGGUGCAGCAGAGCCAGGAGAAGAUUGCACGCCUGGAGCAGGAGAAGGAGCACUGGCUCCUGGAGGCCCAGCUGGGGAAAGUACGGUUGGAAAAGGAGAACCAGCGCAUUGCGGACCUGGAAGCCCAGCUUGCAGCAGCUCUAGGGGGAAGUCCGAGCUCUCAAACAGCUGCUGCCAGCACGCUCGCACAGAGCCAUGAGGAAGCAGAGACAGAACAGAAAGCAGCAGGAAAAGAGACGACACUAUGCACCAGCCUGGUUGGCAUGCUGUGCACAACACCUUCAGUUGAACAUGUGGGAGAUGAGGAGUCCAGGGAGCAGCUGAUAAAGACUCACUACAUGGUCCGAGUCGGAGAGCUCACCACACAGCUCCAGAUCUCAGACAGCAAAGCUGUGCAUUUCCACUCUGAGUGUCGUGCUUUGGCCAAGCGAUUAGCCAUUGCAGAAAAAUCACGGGAGACUCUGAGCGAAGAGGUUAAACUGGCUAAUCAGAACAUCACACGCUUGCAGGAUGAGCUGGCGACGACGAAGAGGAGCUAUGAAGACCAGCUCAGCAUGAUGAGUGAUCACCUGUGUAGUAUGAAUGAGACACUGAGCAAGCAGAGAGAGGAAAUUGACACACUGAAGCUGGGCAGCAAGGCAAAUGCCAAAAAGAACAAAGGUCGCUAGAGUUGUGCCCUCCAGACUCUGGUUCCAUUUGGCACCACGAUGGAAGAUCUGGACCUGGUACUAAUGCUACCACCCUCACUAAAACAACAGGAUGGCUUCAUAAGCCACUCUCACACAGUGGCAAUACAAAUAAACUGUUUGGGGAAUUCAAAAUGACUGAAGAAUUAUCUUUUUUCCAUUCUUCUUGUCAUAGCACCAGUUACAACAUAAUGUUAUUUACUAAAAAUGCUCUAUGGAACUAUAAUGGAAGCUGCUGCUUGACCUUAGGGCCAGAGCAACGUGGGAGUGAAAUUUAUUUUCCCCAAAAUGGACACAGAACGAUGCACAGUUGGAGUUGGUUAUUCUCACUGACGUCAUGACUUGAAAACCAAACCCUGUUGAUCAGUGCGUGUUCUUUUACUGCUUAAUUUUUGUGUGACAUUCAGUUAAACUGCAUUCAUAACUGCUUAUCUAUGGUAGGAGUGGGCAGAGUAAAUGUUGGUGUGACUGUGUGCCGAGGAGUGACCGUGGCACCAGGCUUACAGCAUGUCAGCAUUGUUUUACUUUUUUUUUUUUUGUUUUUUUGUUUUUUUUACAUUAGAUUUGACGUAAUUUGUGAUGGUGAUUCAAAUGGGCUGUAUAUCUGCAUACAGCGCAGUGGCCCUUCUAACAAAUAUAUCACAAACUUCUGUUAAGAAGGGCUUUACAAUGUGAACACUUAAACACUUGAAUCCAUUCCUCAUAAAAAAAAAAACCUAUUCAGUGGAAAAGGAGAGAAGAAAAGAUGUCUGCCUUGAAGCACUGACUCACUGUGUUUACGUAGAGGAGAGGGGUUGAAUGGACAUGUCGAAGCUCGUAAAACGCUGUCAGUCUGUCUCUGUGAAGUUACUCUGAAACAAUAGUUGUUUUUUUAUCACCAAAGUAUGUGUUGAUGUGCACUUGGAAGCCUGGUGUAGCACAACAUUAUUCUCAUGUUGUAAUAUGAAUGGAUAAAAAGGAUUAAUGUGAAUAUACACUCAUUUGAAAACAUAAUGUAAGUGUAUUGUAUCAUUUCUUUAAAAAAAAAAAAAUCUAUAUGAAAGGCAUUUCUUCUGAUGUUACAAGUGUUUAUUUUCCCAAAACUUUACAAAUGUAAUCUGGAAACUGCAGAACCAAGUAUCUGGUUCUUUGAGAGUCUCCUAUGAGGCUAAAUGACUGAGACGUUUAGAGGGGUUGGCCCAUACAGGAACUGGUGCUUAGACCUGAUUCAUGACUCACAGCAGAGUACAGUAAAAGUUUACAGUACAUCAGGACCUCUGUAGCUUGUAGUGACAUGAAGAGGGAAAAGCAGAAAAGGCCCAUCAGUGGUUAUGAGCAGUUCAUUCAGACCUCUUAUUUGCCAGUGUACACCUGCCAGUGACCCCCUGAACUGUUCAAAAUAAUACUUAUAUUCUCACAAUGUAACCAGUUCAAAAGCACAUAAAUAUGUGAAACAAAAUAAAGAGCUCGCUCAACACUAAAA
Messenger RNA from Sphaeramia orbicularis (orbiculate cardinalfish), 4474 nucleotides. RefSeq names its product protein phosphatase 1, regulatory subunit 21 (gene ppp1r21). Gene Ontology annotation, cellular component: membrane; early endosome. The record is from RefSeq and is a predicted model, not a curated record. Bases 580 to 2994 code for a protein of 804 amino acids. NCBI's taxonomy places the organism in Eukaryota, Metazoa, Chordata, Actinopteri, Kurtiformes, Apogonidae. The transcript is spliced from 22 exons.